AAGACGCAGAGAUGGGGAAGCGAGUGCCGAGAUGUCGACAGAUCUUAGGGCAAAGACAUUUUCAUAUGGCAAAGAGUGAGAACAGGAUCAAGGAGAUUACACUGACAUAGAGAAUCCUUUCUUACCUUCAAUCAAAAACUGGAGAAGGCCCAAACCUCACGCGUGGUAACGGCCAUUUUCACAUCGCGUCCCACAGUAUGCGAGAAUCCAUCUUCUCUUGCUCUAUGCCCCGACCUCAGUUCCAAUUUCAGUGACCGACCCUCUUUCUCUUACCAAGACACUAACGCAAAAGCCGAGCCCGGAGUCCAAUCACACGCCUUCGCCAAUUCCGAUUCCGGUCAGACGCAGAUUCCGGGAUUCUUCACCAACCAUAAAGAACGCCAUCCUCCCCAGAACCCCAUACCUCAUACCCCAGAUUUUCAGCACCAUGGCUUCCCCGCACCCUUUCGCCGGAAAAGUAAUCGCCAUCACCGGCGCCGCCUCAGGCAUCGGUCUCUCGCUCGCGACUUAUCUCGCUAUCCGCGACGCCACCCUCUCCCUCGCCGACAUCAACGACGCCGCGCUCGCCACAGCCUCAGCAUCCAUCCUCGCUGCCGCCCCAGGAACAAAGCUGAUCACCACAGCAGUCAACGUCCGCUCCGCCGCCUCAGUGCGCGCCUGGAUCUCCGGAACCGUUGAGAAGCUCGGCCCCCUAGACGGCGCGGCAAAUAUCGCGGGCGUGCUAAACAAGACGCACGCUGGCGGGUUCACAGCGAUUACGGAAGUGGAUGAUGAUGAGUGGGAUUUCUUGCUGGCGGUAAAUCUGACGGGGGUAAUGUACUGCAUGCGGGAGGAGCUGAAAGUAAUAAAGGACGGCGGGAGUGUGGUGAACGCGUCGAGCAUUGCUGGACUGCACGGUGCGGCCGGGGGCGCGGCGUAUACAGCGAGUAAGCAUGGGGUUGUGGGACUGACGAAGAGCGCAGCGAAGGAUCCGACGGUUGCGAGUAGGGGGGUAAGGGUUAACUGUUUCUGUCCGGCGAUGAUCCAGACGCCGAUGGCUGACCUAACCAUGGAGAUAUACCCGGAUUACGUGCCGUCGAACCCAUUAGGGAGGAUAGGGAAGGCGGAAGAAGUAGCAAGUCUCGCUGCUUUUUUACUGGGAGAUGAGAGUCGAUUCAUCACAGGGGUUGCGUAUUCGAUUGAUGGAGGAGAGCUGGCGUGA
Mytilinidion resinicola is the source of this 1201-nucleotide messenger RNA. Its product is annotated as NAD(P)-binding protein. Gene Ontology annotation, molecular function: oxidoreductase activity, acting on the CH-OH group of donors, NAD or NADP as acceptor. The transcript is spliced from 2 exons. The coding region runs from base 428 to 1201 and encodes 257 amino acids. The record is from RefSeq and is a predicted model, not a curated record. Lineage: Eukaryota; Fungi; Ascomycota; Dothideomycetes; Mytilinidiales; Mytilinidiaceae.